UCGUAACUCAUUUCGCUGUUCUGACCACCCAAACCCUCACCCUUUUCCUCCUCUCUCUAUUUCGCUCUCUGUCUCUCUCGCUGUUUCCCCCAACAGUCUCUCUGCAAUUCAUCUCUGUCCAUGAAAGUUUCGAAGCCCUAUAAUUCCUGAAACCGUGAAAAUCUCCAUUUUGGAUCUCUUCAGCUUUUACUUGCAUCCUGUGAAACCCUCUUUGAGAGGUCUUUAAUUCCGUCGGUUCCUGUUUACUAUCGCGCUCGUUGCAUCCCUGUGUUUUCUUGGAUUCCUAAUUCGAGUCUUACUCUCUUUUCGAUCUACUUUCUUUGAUUUCUGACGCUUAUCUGUAGCGAUGGCCGAAGGCAAGGUUGAUCUACCGGAGAAUCUUCUUUCAUUGAAAACGGGAGAUGAGCCUUGGAGCUCUAAAGAGGAAGUCUCAGGAGGGAAUGAUGAGGGAAAGACACUUAUGGGGUUUCUUGAUGAGUCGAAAGAUCAAGCAAUAUCAGAGAGCAACAUACCUUUGUCUCCCCAGUGGCUCUAUGCUAAACCAAGCGAGACUAAAUCAGGGCUUUCUAGUGCAUCUGGGGAGGUACGGGCACAAAAUUCUUUGCCUCAUGGAAGCUCCACGGAUCCAAUUCAGAAAGAGGGUUGGCGUUUAGAUGGAUCCCAGGACAAAAAAGAUUGGAGGAGGGCUGCAACUGAUAUUGAAAGCAGUCGCCGUUGGCGUGAGGAGGAGAGAGAGACUGGCUUACUAGUUAGAAGAGACCGCAGAAAAGAAGAUCGUCGUGUUGACAGUACUGCUGAGGGUAGAAAUUUGCCUUCCUCUGAUCGGUGGCAUGAUGUAAAUAAUCGUAGUUCUGGUCAUGAAACACGACGAGACAGCAAAUGGUCCUCAAGAUGGGGUCCAGAUGACAAAGAGAAAGAAUCUCGUGCUGAGAAGAGGAUGGAAGUUGACAAGGAAGAUGCUCAUGGUGACAAGCAAUCUUUUGUUGGCAGCAAUCGUGCUGCUCCUGAGCGUGAAACUGAUUCUCGUGAUAAAUGGAGGCCACGACACCGGCUUGAAAUUCAUUCAGGUGGGUCAACUGUGUACCGUGCUGCACCCGGAUUUGGGCUGGAGAGAGGAAGAAUGGAGGGCUCAAAUGUUGGAUUUGCUCCAGGACGAGGGAGAUCAAACAUCAUAGGAAGCCUGUCAAUUAAUAGGCCUCCCUCUGCAGGUCCUAUUGGUGCUCCUUUAGAUAAGAAUGAAAAUGUACAUGGGAGAUCUGGCCUCUCUGCAGAUAUGUUUUGUUACCCAAGGGGGAAACUUCUUGACAUUUACCGUAAGAAAAAGCUUGUUCCAUAUUUUGAUGCACGACUCGAUGGGUUCGAUGAAGUACCAUCAGUAACUCAGGAAAGCUCUGUUGAGCCUUUGGCCUUUGUUACACCCGAUGCUGAAGAACAGGUUGUCCUUAAUGAUAUUUGGAAAGGAAAAAUCACCAGCAGUGGAGUUAUAUAUAAUUCAUCUCGAGACAAGAUGGGGAUAUCAAAUGAAAAUUCGGCAGGUGUUGGAAUUCUGACAUUGUCUGAGAGCAAGCAAGAAAUGGUCCUUUCUAUUGGCACCGCCGAGUCCAAUGAAUGCUUUGCAAGUGCUGCAAUCAGUGAUGCUUGUCGGAGAAAUGCUUCAGAAAUUGCUGUUUUUGAUGAAAGAGAUUCUUAUAUUGAGAAAGGUGAAAAUAAUGUUUUGGUGGUGAGGGGUGGGACACAAUCUGAUGGCUUGAGUGUGGCAGUUCCAAAGAGUAAUGAUGUUUCCAAUGCUGGAGGAUUUGGUGGUGCUCACCAUGAUGCCAAAAGUGGUGAAAAUAGGCAAUCAGAAAAUUCAGCUUUCCCCAAGCACCCUAGUUUAGGAAGCAUUAUGUCAGCUACUACUAGUUUUGAUAUUAGUAGCAAGCUUCCUGACGAUUCAAGUUCUCUGUUUGAUCUGCCUUAUGUCCAGCCAGCUUCUAGUAGUCAUGAACAGUACUUAAAGAGCAACGGUGUAGGAAAACUUUUAGAAAGGGAUGCCCCACCUGAAGAAUGGAGUUUGUACUACCGUGAUCCUCAAGGAGAGAUCCAAGGACCAUUUCUAGGUGUUGACAUCAUUUCAUGGUUUGAGCAAGGCUUUUUCGGGACAGACUUACCUGUCUGUCUGUCAGAUGCUCCAGAAGGAACACCUUUUCGAGAACUUGGGGAAAUCAUGCCACAUUUGAAGACCAAAGUUGGGCCCUUUUCUAGUUCUAAUGCGGCUAAUCAGCUUGAACCUUUUGAUGCUACCGGAGGCAGUGUGGGCUCUGUUAUAGCUUCUGCUCCUGCCCAUGCUCCUGUCUCUGCCCCUGUUAUUGUGGGUUCAGGUGGCAUAGAUGACCAGAACUGGAUGACUUCUGAAUUUGAAGGUCUUACAGGUCACAAUAUUCACUCGGUAAUGUCUAAACGUGAUAAUCCAAUGGAACCUCGUUAUUCUGAGGGUCAAAGCUUUCAUGAUUUGGUUGCAGAAGAUGAGGAAGUUGUUUUUCCUGGAAGGCCUGGAAGCAGUAGUGGAAAUCCUAUCGCAAAGCCUUCUACUAACAUUUGUGAUGUGUUGCCGAAUGCUGCCAGCCUUCCUUUUCUUUCAAAUGACUUGAUAGAAAAUACAAUGUCAAAUCACCAGGACAGCAAGUUGCAUCCUUUUGGCUUGUUAUGGUCUGAGCUUAAUGGUCCUCAUCUGAGGCGUACAGAGUCAUCGAACAUGUCUUCUGGAGUCAGCGACCAGAGCCACCUUAUGAAUUCUCUUGUUGGAAGAGAUGCACCUUCUGCCAGUAAUAAGCAGAGCUCAUUUGGUGCAGCGGUUGAUUCCUCUCUUGUUGGGGAUACAUGGUCGGAUGGCUAUAGAAGAAAUACAAUUUCAAAUGGCAAUUUACAUAAAGAUGCACUGGAUCUCCACCUAUCACACCUGGAACAAGAAUCUAAUCGUUUUGAUCUAUCUGAGCACUUGAUGUCUCAACAGUUGCAAAAGCAACCACUACAGCCGCAAAAUCUUUUGUCUCAUCCUGCUUUACACUUGAAUGAAUCAGUUCUGGAGCAGGUACCAGGUUCUGGUCUAUCUCAGAUCAGGAAUCCUAUUCGCUACCAACAGUCAGCAAUGCCUGAUUUGGAGCAUCAUUUAAAGCUUCAACUCCAACAGCAACGACUGUUUCAGCUCCAACAGCAGCAGCAGCAAUUGCAACAGCAACAACAACAACAACAGCAGCGGCAGUUUCAGCUUCAACAGCAGCAGCAGCAGCAACAUCAACAGCAACAGCAGCAACAAUCUCAAGUUCGACAGCUGCUUCUUGAACAGUUGCUGCAUCAUCAAAUGCAUGAUCCUGGCUUUGCACAAUCAUGUGUAGAUCCUGUAAGGGGUAACAACAUGCUUGAUCAGGCUUUGUACAGGCAGCAGUUCCUGCACGAACUGCAACAACAUUCCCAGCCUCUUCCUAGGCAUCUUGAUCCAUCUCUUGAGCAACUCAUCCAAACAAAAUUUGCCCAGAGUCAACAGAGAGAACGUAGAGAACAUCACAAUGAUCCAUUUGAGUUUCUAUCGCGUGCAAAGCAUGGGCAAAUGCUUUCUUUGGAGCAACAACUUCUUCUUCAGCAAGAGCAGCUGCCGGCAAGACAAUUCUCUAUGGCUUCAAGGCAGCAGACAGGGAUGGAAGAAGAGCGGCACAUUGGUGGGGCCUGGUCCGUGGAUGAAACUGGUCAGUUUGUUAGAAGCACACCAAGUCCUCAUCAGGUUCAGUCUGCGGGUUUUGGUCCAUUGGACUUCUACCAGCGACAGCAGAGGCCUUCCUCCUUUGAGGAUCAACUGAGCCAUCAUGAACGGAAUCUUGCAGUACAGGAACGGAUGCAGCGAGGGCUUUAUGAGCCCGACUCACUUGCAUUUGAGAGGUCAAUGUCUUUGCCUGCUGGGACUCCUGGAAUGAACCUGGAUGUUAAUGCUUUAUCUCGUGCUCAAGGAUUAGACUUACAGGAGCGACUCAGUCAUAUGCACCCUGGCGGUCAAGUGGGUUCAUUUUCUUCUGGUGUUCACUCUCAUCACCCACAAAUAGCAAACCAGUUUCAUGCUUCACAUUCAGAUGCAAUAGAGAGCCACUGGUCCGAGAGGAAUGGGCAGGCAGCAAAUAGCUGGAGAGAAUCCCGGAUCCAGCAAUUGCAUCUUGAAGCAGAGCAUCAGAAAAGGGAGUUAGAAUUUAAUGUGACCUCUGAAGACCCUGGUUCGUGGGCAUCAGCUGAAAUAAAUGAAAAUAAUUCAAAACGGUUAAUGUUGGAUCUGCAUCAGAAACUGGGAAUUCAUUCUAACCAGUCAUUAGAAAUGGGUGGUGGUGGUCUUACAUCACUUGAAAUAAGAGAACCCUCUUGGCUCUUUUCUAGCUCAGGCUCUUUGGAUAAUCGGAUCAAUUUUCUUGCAGACCCACAGCCUGGUCUACAGUCUGGUCUGAACAAUUCUUUUGUGGAGGGGUCUCGUGGGUCUAACUCAGGCAAUACUCUCCAGGAUCGGUUGUUAAAUGCAAGCAUGGAUGAGCAGUCUAGUAGUCUGGAAAGCAGUGAAAGAUUGUCCAUCAGAUCUAAUUCAGGAGCUUUGAUUGAGGAAGAGCAGUUUUUUCCUGGCAUAAACGAGAGUUCUCAGUCCUUUUAUGUGGACUCUAACAUUACUGGUAAAUCAUCUGUAGAUAGGGACUUAUCAGAAACUAAGGAUGGGAAGAAGGGGAAGAAGCGCUUGUCCAAAACUAAGGUUGUAACCAAGUCAGUCUCAGAGGUUCAAGAAAGUAUGGAUGAGCAAGCAGUAGUGGCUUCUGUAGAUCAUUCUCAUUCAGAUGUGCCAAUUAAUGCCCCUAUCAGGCAUAGUCUACUUGGUAAUGCUGGUGGAAAUGUGGGGCGCUACAACUAUGAGAUGGGACUGGACAGCACAUAUGGUGAAGAGAUGGCUAAGGACAGGGUAUCAUCUUUGCUAUCUAGAGGGAUGGAUAACUCCUUGGCGAAACGUCCACCUGUCUCACGUGUUUUGUCAUCUCAUGAUACGCUGUCCGAACUAGCUUCUUCCCCAUCUUUGAAAGGGAAAAUUGUGAUGAAUAUUGGUCCUCCCGAUGAGGGGAGGCGAGAUUCUGGAGGGAGUCUAGCAUGCCAGGUUUCUGAAAAUCCUGCAUCUGGUAAGAAAGAUGUGCGUUUUCGGCGGACAUCAUCUUGCAGCGAUGCAGAUACAUCAGAGACCUCAUUUAUAGACAUGCUUAAAAGCAGUGCUAAGAAGCCUGUGUUGCCAGAGUCAGAUACAAUGGCUGGAGCAUCAGAGACAUCCGACGGCAGUCAAGGGAGCCGGAGUGGUAAAAAGAAAGGGAAGAAAGGGAGGCAAAUUGACCCUGCUCUCCUUGGUUUCAAGGUCUCUAGCAAUCGAAUCAUGAUGGGUGAGAUUCAACGUCUCGAAGAUUGACCAAUCAUCUGGUUGAGUUCCUAUAUUUUUUUUGGGCUGCCCAUACCCCUUCAAACUGUACAGGCCUGCAUCUCUCAUGUAAAGCAUUGGCAGGUAAGAGUAUUCUUUAAUUUGUUUCCAUUCUCUUUUAUCCUUUCAUGUCGGGCAACUGCCUGAUUCAAUUUUGGAAAUCGAGGGAGCCCAGAAAGAGUGAUGUAUUGUAGUUUGAAGAGAAAGCUUUGUAUAGAUGUCAAAAAUGUUUAUAGGAAGAUUUAAUAAUGAAGAAAAUGGUGGUCUUAAACAACUAGUUUUCUUUUG
Molecule: messenger RNA, 5746 nt
Organism: Telopea speciosissima
Lineage: Eukaryota; Viridiplantae; Streptophyta; Magnoliopsida; Proteales; Proteaceae
Product: protein ESSENTIAL FOR POTEXVIRUS ACCUMULATION 1-like
Exons: 11
Coding region: 347-5449 (1700 amino acids)
Molecular function (GO): protein binding
Source: RefSeq, a predicted model, not a curated record